Rhizophagus irregularis DAOM 181602=DAOM 197198 is the source of this 2658-nucleotide messenger RNA. RefSeq lists its product as uncharacterized. Gene Ontology annotation, biological process: mRNA cis splicing, via spliceosome. Gene Ontology annotation, cellular component: U2-type prespliceosome; U1 snRNP. Gene Ontology annotation, molecular function: RNA binding; protein binding. Lineage: Eukaryota; Fungi; Glomeromycota; Glomeromycetes; Glomerales; Glomeraceae. The record is from RefSeq and is a predicted model, not a curated record.
AAGGGGACAGACAAAUGAUUGGCUGAGCUGAUUUUAGCAUUAAAAUUUACGACAUUUACGUGCAAUCACUUUACUCUCUCUUUCGCAUAUUGAUUGUUGUUUGAUGUCGUGGAAUCCUCCCCCAGGUGCUCCCUCACAAUUUGGGCAACCAAGGCCAAACAUUUAUCCACCGCAAAGACCCGGCUAUCAAGCUUCUCCAUAUGCUCCACGUCCAGUUCAAAAUCAGCCCUUUGUACCUGGACAAGCUCCUUUUGCACCUCAGCCCAUGCAAAUUUGGACAGAACAUACUUCACCUGACGGACGUAAAUAUUAUUUCAAUUCAAUUACUAAACAAAGUAGUUGGGACAAACCUGAUGAAUUAAAAACUUCCGAAGAGUUAGCACUAGGUUCUUGUGCUUGGAAAGAAUUCACAGCAGAAGGUGGUCGCAAAUAUUAUUAUAAUUCUAUCACAAAUGAAUCUAAAUGGGAAAUUCCGCCUGAAUAUAAAGAAUUUCUCGAAAAGUUGGAAAGAGAUAAAAAGCCAUCGCAUAUUGAAACUUCACAUCAAUCAAAUGGCUCAAUUGUUUCACCAAAUCAACAAGAUAUAGAGCGCGCUAGACAACUGAGUGUUCCUUCUGUUAGUCCUGUUAAUGUUACUCCUGUAAAUGUACCUAUAAGACCAAUGGGAGUAGCUGCUCCUGUGGUUAGUCCUAAUAUACCCAUACCAAUUCAACAACCUAAACUUCCAAAAAUUGAAUUUGAGACUAAAGAGGAUGCUGAGGCAGCUUAUCGAGAAUUGCUUAAAGAAUCCGGUGUUAAAACAGAUUGGACUUGGGAACAAACCAUGAGAGCAAUAAUAGCAAAACCUAUGUAUCGUGCACUUAAAACAUUAGUAGAACGGAAACAAGCUUUUCAAGAUUAUGUAGAUGACCUCAGAAAAAAGGAAGAAGAAGAAAAAAGAGCGAAAGCCAUUAAAAUUCGGCUAGAUUUUAUUUCCCUACUUGAAACGCAUCCAGAAGUUAAUUCUUCUACUCGUUAUCGAAAAGUGUGUGAAGUUCUGAGUGAAAAGACGGCAUUUAAAGCUGUUGAGGAUGAUCGAUUACGCGAAGAAAUUUUCAGUGAAUAUAUUUAUGAUCUUCGGAAACAAGAAAAGGAAGUACAAAGAGCUAUUCGUAAAGAGAAUAUGGAAAAGUUUAAUCAACUUCUAAAAUCACUUCCGAGUAUUACAGAAACUACACGAUGGGUGGAUGCUCAACAAAUAUAUGCUAAUACUCCUGAAUAUCAGCAAGAUAAAACCCUUCGAGAAAUGGAUAUGUUAGAUUUUUUGGCUGUAUAUGAGGAGCAUAUUAAAAUUUUAGAACGUGAAACAGCUGAUAAGAAAAAACGAGAACUUGAAGAGCAAACUAGACAACAGCGAAGAAAUAGGGAUGCAUAUAGAACUUUGAUGAACGAAUUGCGGCAGAAAAAUGUGAUAAAUGCUAAAUCGAAAUGGAAAGAAAUAUAUCCAUUAAUUCAUACUGAUGAGCAGUAUCAAAAUAUGCUUGGGCAACCUGGAUCAAAUCCUCUUGAAUUAUUUUGGGAUGUAGUCGAAGAACUUGAUGAAAUAUUAUAUCAGCAACGUAAAAUUGUUACUGAAAUUAUGAAGACAAAAGAUGUCACUAUAAAUUCUGGAAUGUCAUUUGAACAAUUUCAAGUCGCAUGUAGUUCAGAUGAUCGUAUUUCUUCAGUAAAUGAAACCAAUCUAAGGAUAAUCUUUGAACAGUUACAAAGAAAACAAGAAAGAAGACAACGUAGAAAAUUAGAUGCAUUUAAAACAAUUCUUAAGCAUUUUGAAGCAAAUAUCACGCCUGAUGCUACUUGGGAGAAGGUACGACCAAUAAUUGAGAAAACCGAAGAAUUUCAAGCAAUAGAAUCUGAGGAGCAACGUAUUGAAGUUUUUAAUAAAUUUAUCGAACGGAUCAAGGAAAAGAUUCUGAAAAAAGGGGAUGAUAGUGAAGAAGAAGAAGGUACUCUUAAAGAUGAUGAUCUUGAUGAUGAUCGACAUGUGUCUGGCGAACGUAAAAAAAAGCAUAAGAGUAGUCAUCGAUCCUAUCAUCACCGAAGAUCCCAUCAUUACUCUGAUUAUUCGGCUGAGAGUGGUGAUUAUUCAGAUAGAGAAAAGGAUAGUAGUGAUAAACGUAAACGACGAAAGCAAAAAUCCAAAAUUGAAACAAGAUAUGCAGAAUCUAGAGUUCACCAUGAUUAUAAAAUUCAUUCCCCUAAACAAGAAACUGUUUAUAAAAAUAUAUCACCUAAAUCAGAAGAAAUAUUAAAAUCUCAAUCGCCCAAAAAUGAUGAAUCUCAAAUAGAAGUCAUCAAACAUGAUGAUUCAAGCGCGGAAGAAGGCGAUUAUAAGCAAAUUCUUGAAGUAUGAGGCUUUGUCAUUUUGGAUUACAAUGAUAGAAAGUUUUAUCGAGCAAAUUAUACAGCUAUCAAAAUUACCGAUCAUUGGAAUGAAAAUAUUUGAUGAUAAUUUUUUUUAAAAAAGGUAAGUGUUACUACAUCUAUUUACAAUAAUAAAUAAUUUAUGUACACAACUUUGUAAGUAUAAAUUAUAAUAAAAAAAUGUAACAUUUCUAAAAAAGUUAUUAUUAAAAUUCUGCUGUGACAUCCGAAUUAUUUCGUUAAAAGAUUAAAGAU